AUGACCUCCUUCUCCACUCUUCUUCUUCUCUCCGUUUGUGCCGUCGGUGGAGCACUCGCUGUUAUGGGUAUGUAUGCCUACUUUUUCGCUUCUAUUAUGAGCCAGAUUAGAAGCAGAGCGCGAGCGGUACAAUUCGUACUUUGGCGUACAAAAUUGAGCAAAAAAAAACCAAAUUUACAGAGCACUCGUCGUACUACCCGGGCGGUCACUCGACGAGCUACUACUCGCCGUACCAGAUGCACACGUACGGCUCGAAAUACUACAAUAGCGAGUCGUACGGCAAGUACGACGAGCACGGCAACAACAACAACAACAACGGAAACAACAAGUACGAGCCGAGCUACUACAAUCCGGCCGCCACGUACUAUCACUCGUACAUGCCCAAGUAUCACGGCGGGCAGAACGACUAUUACACCAAGUACAAUCAGUACACGCCGUAUUACGGUGGCAGCGGACACGGGCACUAUUACGAGCAGCCAAAGCAUGACGGUGAAUUAUAGAAACAAAUUACAUUUUCCCCCAUUUUUUUACACAAUUGUUUUGCAGACUAUCACAGCGGACACCACUUCGACAUGCGCAAGUGA
Messenger RNA from Caenorhabditis sp. 36 PRJEB53466, 584 nucleotides. Lineage: Eukaryota; Metazoa; Nematoda; Chromadorea; Rhabditida; Rhabditidae. The record is from the annotation of a GenBank genome assembly.